Anoplophora glabripennis (Asian longhorned beetle) is the source of this 3320-nucleotide messenger RNA. Its product is annotated as zinc finger Y-chromosomal protein 2-like. Gene Ontology annotation, biological process: regulation of transcription by RNA polymerase II. Bases 160 to 2031 code for a protein of 623 amino acids. Gene Ontology annotation, cellular component: nucleus. The record is from RefSeq and is a predicted model, not a curated record. The transcript is spliced from 3 exons. NCBI's taxonomy places the organism in Eukaryota, Metazoa, Arthropoda, Insecta, Coleoptera, Cerambycidae. Gene Ontology annotation, molecular function: RNA polymerase II transcription regulatory region sequence-specific DNA binding; DNA-binding transcription factor activity, RNA polymerase II-specific; zinc ion binding.
ACAGCUGACAUAACCUUACUUAAGAAAUUGUUUACAGUUUUACACAAUAAUAAAAUGUAUUUAGAUAAUAAAACUUAACAGUCGCCAUGUAUUAAUUAGCUAAAUGUUGAGGAAUUUACAUUUAGCACAACUGUCGUAUAAUUUGGACAAAUUAUAAAUAUGAAAGUUAGAAGAAAGAAACGAAAAAUGAUGAAGAUUGAAAAUUCAGAUCCUCCAGUGAAGGAUGAAACGGAAGAAAAGGAGGAUGAAACGGAAGAAAAGGAAUCAGUUAAUAACGAAGAAGUAACCGUCCCUUUGACUGAGAGUACUGAGAAAACUGACCCAGUCGAAGUGGAAAAAAAUUCGGUGAACAUUUGUAGAUUAUGUCUCGUUUUUAUUGAUGAUAACUUUGUACCACUGGAAAAUAUUCUUGCAAUGCUUCAGAUAGUUUUACCAGAAGUGGAUCCGAAAAUUACUAAGAAACCUGUGGUUUGUCAAUUGUGUUGUGAAUUUCUUGAAAAGGCAUCUAAUUUUAUGAUAAAUAGUUUAAAUGUAGAACAAAAAAUUAAGAAUUACUACAAUGCAGCUAAAACUGAGGAGGAAAUCGAUUUAUUUAAUGUGUUAGAAUUUGCUUUUCCUAAAAUUGAAAUGGAUAGCAGUAUUAUUAAUGGGAAUGACUCACAGUAUGACGAUAACGGUGAUUUUGUUCCAACUGACAUCUUGGAAGUUAAACAAUCAAAGGACGAUGAAGAAGCCUCUAAAGUUGAUGAAGACAUCAAACCAAGACCGAAACUUCAAGUGCGUGCUAAUUCAGACGGUAUAACUUAUUAUAAUUGCACGAUGUGCAGUUUUAAAACAAAAUAUAAGUACAGCAUUAAAAUUCACAUGACCAUGAUGCAUACAAAUCCGGACGAGAUUAUCAUGUACUCUUGUUCUCUUUGUUCUUUCCAAACAAAACACAAACGAUACUUGGAAACCCAUAUGCUCGUCCACAAAGAUCCGGAACAAUGUACGAUGCACAAAUGUAAAAUAUGCUCUUUCAAAACAAAAUUCAAAAGCUACAUGAAGACGCAUAUGCUAAUCCAUAAAAAUCCGAAUGAGAUCACUAUGCAUAAAUGCCAGUUUUGUCCCUUUCAAACUAAACAUAAGAAAUACCUGGAGACCCACGUUUUGAUCCAUAUGAGUCCAGAUAUGAUCCCUAUGCACCGUUGCGUCAAGUGUGAUUUCCAAACGAAAUCGAAACCUUAUCUUAAAACCCACAUGCUCACCCAUAAGCAACCGGGGGAAGUUCCUAUGUACCAGUGUAACGAGUGCAGUUUUCAGACCAAGUUUAAAUACUAUUUGAAUAGGCACAUGAUAAUACACAAAAAUCCGGACGAAAUUACUAUGUACAAAUGCGAGCAAUGUUCCUUCCAAACCAAGCACAAGAAAUACCUGGAGACUCACAACACCAUCCACAAAAGCCCCGACGAGUUGAUUAUGUACUCGUGCACGUUAUGCGAGUUUCAGACCAAGUCAAAAGCUUACCUCUUCAAAACUCACAUGCAAAUCCAUAAAAGUCCAGACGAGUUGAUCCUCUUCAAGUGUGAAUUGUGUGCCUUCAAAACUAGACACAAGAGCUACCUGGAGACGCACAUGCUGACACACAAGAGCCCUGACGAGAUAACCAUGCACACCUGCGCGGAAUGCGACUUUCAAACGAAAUUCAAACAUUACCUCAAGAGGCACAUGCUCAUCCAUAAGGCACCUGACGAAUGCGUCAUGUAUAAAUGCCAAGAGUGUUCCUUCGAGACCAAACACAAGAACUAUUUGGACACUCACAUAUUAUACGUUCACAAGAGCAAGGACGAAGUAACCAUGCACUCGUGCACCCAGUGCGACUUUCAGACCAAAUCGAAGGGUUACCUGAAAACCCACAUGUUGCUCCACAGGAGCCCCGACGAGAUUACCAUGUACAAAUGUAAGAGGUGUAGAUUUAAGACUAAACAUAAGAGUUAUCUGAAAACUCACAUACUUCACAUGCAUAACAGGAAGUGGUUAUACAAGAUUUAGGUGGGGGCGAGAGUAGGAGCUUCAAUGUGGACCACUUCAGGUGAUGCUGUACUGUUAGUAGCCCGUUAUUUUAUUUUAUUUUUAUUUUUUGUAAAGUAGGUACCUCAUGCCUGCAGGGUUGGUAUGUUACGUUUGGAAACUACGUGUGCUAAAUAUCAUGUCUCAUAAUGCUCUAAUAAUUGGCCUCAUUUAUGGACCAAUUGAGGCUUCUCCUAUUUUUGUUAACCCCCUUACUAGGGUGAUAUUAUUGCUAUAUUUACUUACCAGUUUAUGAGUCUUUAAUUUAAUGUACCAUGGUUUUUCUGGUUGUUAUGCCAUGGCCUUUAUACAUAUAUUGCACUUCCUUAACCUUAGCUAGGAAUCAUCGACUUGCCCUUUUUGUUCUCGGGCUAGGCUCUGUGGUAUCAGAACCCCUUGGUCUGCUCUGGUUCUUAUUGUCAAUUCUAACGCCGCAUCCAAUGCUUCAUUGUUGCCAUCUUCAACGGCUUCAUCACGAUUUGAGUAACAGUUGACCCCUGAACUGUUCCGUCUGUAGCAGAACUAGAAUGAAGGCCUAGGAGUUCUAAUAGCGGGUCUGACCCCACAGAACCUAGUCUAAGAACAACAAAGGUAGGUCAAAGAUUCCCAGUUAAGGCUACGGAGAUACAAUGUAAGUCUGUCUUCUCCAUAGAAAAAAUAAACUGCCACUUACACUUUUUUCGAGCCAGUUAAGGAAUAUUGCAAAAUAAAAAUAAUCAAACGAAUAUUAAAUGUAACAUAACCACUACAGUGUUAAAGAAUGUUCUUUAGUAUGGGAUGUUUUCUAAUAUUUUGUUUGUAUGCUUUUAUCAAAGUAGUCUUAUUUUUUUAUAAAUUUAUUUAUUGAUUGUUAUUUACAAAAUUCACUUCAAGUGGUCCCAAUUAUACUAUAGGAUUGGAUAUACAUGAAACUUCUGAUUUUCUGCCUUUACUGAUCUCACUUUUAACAAAUUGUGAGCCAAAGUUCCAAAAACCAAAUCGUUGAGAAUUUACAGGAAUGAGACUUUUUUUUAACUAUUUAACUUUUUAAACUUAACCGUUCCUACUUUUUUUGUUCUAAAAAUUAUUUCACGAACAUUUUAAACGAUUUUUCAUGACUGACACAGCCACACAAAAAAAAGUUGUACUUUUCAUGUGACAUGUUAUCCGUAGUAUUUUUUCCUCCUGAUCACAAAUCCAGUGUCGGAAUUGAGCUAUCAAAUUACAGGAAUUUUCUAACCUCAAAAAACAGGUCGAAAAUAGCAAAUAUUCAUGAAAAAAUGUUAGGAAAA